CAUUCAGAAUACUGGUAGGCACGCUGCCAAUACCUCUAGCAGGACAUUGAGGAUGGCUUGGCAUCGGCACUGGGCUGCGUUGACUGAAAUUAAUGCUCUGAGGUGUAUUUUGGACAUAGUGUUGGGAUUUCGUUGUCGCUAAGAGCGCUGUGUGGAUCUCUCGCUGCGACAGACCUCUUAGAAAGCGUUUUCACGGCCGUUGCACCAACAAAAAAUACCCGUGGUCCACGUCAAGGAGGAAACUGUAACCUCGACUUACAACCUCGGCUGAGAUUGUACUACUGGCUUGACAAUACAGACAAGGACGGUAUCUACAGUCCCGUCGUUCGCCAAAAAGAAGCUAACACCCAAACAACAGGCGUUGGCCAAAAUUGGGCUAAGGCGCCGUUGCUAGUUAGCUAAGUUUGCUACGUCAAGAACUUUGUUGGCACGUUAAUGUGAACAACUUUAGAUAUCAGCCGUGUUUCUAUCUAGUCGUUGUGGUCGAAGUCCCAGGUAGAUGUUAUCAUCUCGGCCGAAAUAAUUUUUUUUAAGAAAAAGAAUGGACUAUAUGCCCUUUGUUGUUGCAAAAGUUAGCUAGUUAACACUUAGCCAAGUUGCAAGCCAUGCUAGUUUUUAACGUGACUCACUGGAUGGUAAUGAAUGUAAAGUACCGCUUCUUCGGGUGUUGUCAGGCUGAUGCCUUUCACUGAAAGGCUGGAGAGGACUCGUUUAUAACCAAAAAGGAGACUCUGGGCUGUCUUCUGUUACACUGUGGACUGAGAAGAAAACUUGUCUGGCAAGGGUAAACGGACUAUUUUGAAAGUACUAUCAUGGGAUCUUUGAAGGCUCUCCAGGAGUGGUGUCGAAUACAAUGUGAAAAUUACAACGAUGUGGAAAUAAAGGACAUGUCAUCGUCCUUUCGGAACGGUCUGGCGUUUUGUGCCAUAAUACAUCGUUACAGACCAGAAUUAAUAGAUUUUUGUUCAUUGUCAAAAGAGAAUGUUUACGAGAACAACCGCCUGGCAUUUGAAGUGGCUGAGACACAGCUGGGAAUUCCAGCCCUGUUGGAUCCAGAAGAUAUGGUAUCAAUGAAGGUUCCUGACCGGCUCAGUAUCAUCACAUAUGUCUCCCAGUACUACAACUUCUUCAACAACAAGUCUCAAGCAAACCCUCCUUGCAUGAAAAGGCUGAGCUCUGUUGGUCAUAAUGAGCCAGUACAAAAAAAGCCUCCCACCCCCUUGGAAGACAAAGUCAUUGAGUCUGAGUUGAGCAACCCUGGUGUGGGAGAGGUUUCACAAGUAAAUCACAGCACACUCAGCAGCACCUGUACUGCCUGCCAGAAACACGUCCAUCUGGUGCAGAGAUUUCUGGUUGACAGCAAGCUCUACCAUCGCAACUGCUUCAGGUGCACAGAAUGCCACAGCACUUUGCUUCCUGGAUCCUACAAAUUAGGAAGUGACUCUGGAGCCUUGGUCUGCACACAUCACCUUACAAGGAACACUUUAGCUAAUCAGAAUGGCCGGCCAGAUCUUAGUAAAAAACCAGCAGUGUUGCAGUCUGCCAGGGUUGGUCGCAGCACACUUCCUCACGUAACACCUGGCCGGGAUCAGACAAAAAUUCCUUCUCCAGUGAGGCAAGCAAAUAAUGCUGGCACACCUCAGGAUGACUCUGUCACAGUUGCUGCUCCAGCUACAGAUAAAUCAGCCGCUUUACAUAAAGCUAAAGAGAUGGAGAACAUUGGAGAGACCGAUAAGAUGCUACGUUCUUCUUCUCCUCCCAACCCUUUUGAUGAGAGUGAUGAAGAGGAGGGCGAGGAAGAGGAAGAGAAAGAGGAUGAUACCAAAACAGAAGCCAAACCAACAACUAAUGGAGACCUCUCCUCUACACCUGUCAGUCACCAUGAAGGUGCUGCUCGGCCUGUGCCAGCACCCCGCAGGGUCUGUGAAUCCACUCCACCUCCUCGACCUGCCCCCCGGGUUCGGCUGUCUCAUACAGGAGACAGACUUACUAGUGGUGAAAACCAAAAGCCUCCAACCCCUCCCAAACCUAGAGAAAGAUCACAGUCUCCUGGAAGCCUGUCCAGUGGCACCCAUAAAUCCAAAGACCCACCUUGGCUCGCACUGGUCAAAUCAGAACCUAAGAAGAAGAAAGCCCCUGCCCCUCCCCCAGCCGGACUGGCAACCCCUCCCAAUACAGGCUCUAUGUCCUCUCUUAAAGGAGAGGGUUCGAGACCCAGCACACCCCCUCCGCCCCCCAAUCCCUUUGAGGAUGAAGACGAUGAAAACAAUGAAGCAGAGGAAGAAGAGGGGCCUGAGGGAGGUGCAAUACCAGCUACAGUUGUGGCCAGUCAUCCAUGGUACAGCAUCACCCGGGCAGCUGACUCAGGAGGUGCUGAAACUCCUCCAAGUGCAGGGAGCUCGUCCUGCUCUGCGAGUCCUGGGAGCAGCAAGAGCAAGAAGCGGCCAGCACCUCGAGCUCCACAGCCACCUGGGGGUAUCCAAGUUCUUUCCCACUCUCAGCCUUCCUCUUGCUCCCCUUCUCCAGCCCUCAGCACAGAGAGCCUGUCCUCUGGCUCAGACCACAGCUCCUCUCAGCCCCUUUCAUGUGGCAGUGCCAGCAGCGACCAGCAACAUACCUUCACCAAAAGCAUCUCAGAGCCUUCCAUCUGUUCACCAUGUGAACCUACAACCCCCUCGCUCUCUUCAAAUGAGCAUCUGCCUCAACCCUCUCCAAGUCCCAACCCCUCUUCCAUGCCAGCAAGUGCCAGCUCAGCACCAGCUACCCCACAGACCAGUCGUAGCAUGGGGACUAAAGGCACUGGAGCCCCUCCACGUCCCCCCAUAACCCCAAGCCCACUGGUUUCAGGAGCCAGCCAGUCACAUAACAAGCGGAUCUGUAAGGAGAAUCCAUUUAACAGGAAAGCUUCUCCUUCCCCUGCUAAGUCUAAAACCAGACCACCUAAAGGCCCUCGACCUGCAAGACCCCCGGCCCCAGGCCAUGGCUUCCCUCUCAUCAAACGCAAGGUGCAGUCAGAUCAGUACAUCCCUGUGGAGGACAUCCAUGGAGAGAUGGGUCAGCUGGAGAGGCAGCUGGACGAACUGGAGCAGAGGGGAGUGGAACUGGAGAAGAAGCUGAGAGACAACCCAAACGACGAGGAUGAGGAGCACCUAUUAGUGGACUGGUUUACUCUCAUCCAUGAGAAACACCUUUUAGUGCGACGAGAAGCUGAGCUGGUUUACACAGCAAAGCAGCAGAACCUAGAAGAGAGACAAGCAGAUGUGGAGUAUGAGCUGAGAUGUCUUCUCAACAAACCAGAGAAAGACUGGACGGAGGAGGAUAAGAGUCGGGAGCAGGAGCUCAUGGCUGAGCUGGUUACCAUUAUUGAACAGCGAAACCAAAUAGUAAACAACAUGGACCAGGAUAGACAGAGGGAGGAAGAGGAGGAUAAACUAAUGGAAGCUAUGCUGAAGAAAAAAGACUUCCAAAAGGAACCUGAGGCUGAGCAGCAGAAGAAAAAGAGUGCAAAGUUCAAACCCAUUAAAGUUCUCAAGAGGCUAAGCCAUAAAGGAGAACCAGGCAAGAGCCACAGCCCCCGAAAGGAAAAAUCACCAUAGAAAAGACCAGUUCUUAUCCAAGGGGGAUAUGUAUUUUUUUUAACAGGACUAAGAAAAAAGAUGUGAGGAAACAAAUGCAUCAGGUCAGAAAGACAAGGUCUUUAGUUUUCACUCUCAUUCUUGAUCUAGUGUAAGCCAGAGUCCACUGCAUCAGUACUGACAUACUUUAAAAACCAUUUUCGGUUUUCUUUGUUUUAAAAAGACAAUAUAACAAGUCAAGUCCUAUGACAGCUGACAUUUUAACUGAAUUGUGUAGGCCUUUACUUAAAGUUCAGUACAAGUGUGAUUCCUUACUCAUCUUUGAAAAAGUCAGAUGGUUGUAAGUUCAACUUAAAAUUUAGUGUUUUUAAUGUGCCCCUGACUUAACGCUCCUGAAACUUCCAUCUUCUCAUUGAUUCCAAGGGUCAGUAGAUGGAUAUCUGGGGAAGUUUCUUGUCCUAUUUAAUUUCAUACUGUGGUACUGUUUUUAUGACCUCAGCUUAAAAUCUUGGAAGAUCUUCUCUUGAAAUACAAUCCUUAGAUGAUGCCUAAGCUCUUCUAGCUGCUACUUUAUGGUUGUUGGUUUGCUUGCAUUGUAAUUUCUUCAUUAAUGGUUUGGCAAAAGGUUCCCCUUGUAUGAAUGUAUAUCAUCUCAGACUUGGUUGAAUGUAGAUACAGUAUUUAUGGUUGUGUGUGUGCAUGUGUGUGUUUACAUGGGAAAAAAGUUGGAGACUCAUUAUUUGGAAGUGAGAGGUCUGGAGAUCAUGGAAAACUGUAACUGUUAAAAGUUCAUACGUAUGGUAGGUCAAACAUGUAUUCAUGAACAUUACAAAAAGGCCAACAAAAGUAUUUUAACCACCAUAGAAAAACAAAGUUUUAACCAUUGGUGAAAACUUGAAUAUGCAAUCUAUAAUUUAUAUUUUACUCUGCCUUUCUAAUUCUCUUUUGCCUUGUAAGUGGAUAAAAAUGUUGAUCUUUAUGCAUACAAGUGCCAUUUAUUUAAUUUCCUUCUUGGUUGAGCAUCAUCAUUGUUUAAGUUAAUGAUAAUGUUAUCAUGUUUACUUAUUCUGUUCCUGUUUUGUCUUAAAUGCUGCCCAUUUUUUUAAGAGCUUCCUGCCAUGUUUUUCUUCUCCAUGCCUGUCCUAUUUAACAAGCUGAAACCAAGGGCUUCUGUAGCGCUACAUUUCUGCCAGCUAAACUUUGUCACAAAACAGCAGCAGGAUUAUAAAGAAUACUGACACUGGAAGGCAGAUGAAUAAAAUAACUUUGUGCAAGAUG
Cheilinus undulatus (humphead wrasse) is the source of this 4853-nucleotide messenger RNA. It is a transcript of the gene micall1a, whose product is annotated as MICAL-like 1a. The record is from RefSeq and is a predicted model, not a curated record. NCBI's taxonomy places the organism in Eukaryota, Metazoa, Chordata, Actinopteri, Labriformes, Labridae. Gene Ontology annotation, molecular function: protein binding. The transcript has 16 exons. Bases 813 to 3596 code for a protein of 927 amino acids.